GACCGUCCGACAUCCGCAGCCUCCCAAACGUAUAAAAGGAGGGCCAUUUCGCUCAUCAAGUCCAUCCGCAUCAGCUACAUUCAUCGUCUUGACACAUCGCACUACUUGAUCAUGCCUGCUCCGUCGUUCACCCGCUCUAUCUCCCUGGCAGGCCAGGGAAGUGUCGCCCGGUCCUUCUCGAGGUCCAAGUACCCCAGCUUCUCCGAGGCAUCUGCGCCUGGCGCGCAGGGCCGCCCGAGCAGGCUCGAGCUGCAAGCAGUCUUGGCCCAUGCGCAGGCACGCAGGGGCGCUCAAGCUGCAUCGCACACAAACACCAACUCGGAUGAGGGUUCUCUCGUGGGGCUGGGUCUCCCCGCCGAGCUGUUCCCUCCCGCCCUCCGCGACACACAGCCGCGGAUGGCGCCGAUGGGGAUGAUGACUGUCAGCUACGCGCAGUCUCCCCUCAGAGGGGCUACAAGCGCACCGCCGACUCCCCCGCCUACCCCGCCGUACCCCGCCUCGCCCGAGAUCUCACUCGCGAGGAAGGCAUGGCCCAUCGACUACGACGAGGCCGACUUCAGUUUGCCGUCGACACCCGCUAGCACCCCGGCAGAGCCGACGCUCCGAAAGCCGCUGGUACGGCCGUCGCUAUUCAUGAUGCCGCACUUCGCUCGUGAAGCGUCCCAGUCAAAGCCUUUGCUCGGGUUGGGCAUCAUAGUCCCUAUGGUAGCCUCGCCUGCUGAGGCCAUUGCCAGCGCGUUCCCUGGCCCUCGCACUGGUCCUCGCCGCAUCACAGAGGACCUCGCCGCAGACCCAAUUGUCACUCCCAGCGAGCUGAUGGGGCGAAACUUCCCCCUCACGCCCGGCGCGCCCAUGAAGGUGGAGCGGCACUUCCCUUUGACCCCCGGUCUCCCGCUCUACGCGGCCGUCACGCCAGCCUCGAACGCGGCUCCGCGCGACUUCCACCGCACGCCUGGCGCGCCGCUCUUCCGCCAGCCGUCCCGCGCGGUCGUACCCAUAGCAGGUGCUUCUGCGCCUCAAAGCCUACUCGAGGGGCUCAUGGCGAACUGGGGAGGCUCGAAGCCCGCGUCGCGGUGCUCAUCGUCCGGCGGGCUGAGCGUGAAUGAGGACCAGGUGUUGGGUCCGACCCCUCUGCCUACGCCGGCAGAAAUGGUAGACAUGUAUUUCAUUUAGACUGUAAAAGCAGACUCGUCUUCCUGCUGGCAUGAGGAUGUAGUCAAAAACAA
This is a messenger RNA of Rhodofomes roseus, 1226 nucleotides long. RefSeq lists its product as uncharacterized. The record is from RefSeq and is a predicted model, not a curated record. Bases 112 to 1173 code for a protein of 353 amino acids. The transcript has 3 exons. NCBI's taxonomy places the organism in Eukaryota, Fungi, Basidiomycota, Agaricomycetes, Polyporales, Fomitopsidaceae.